GGAAGUAUGAAGUCUCGGGUCGUAUGGCUAUCUUGCAUUGUGAUGUUUCGUACAUGAACCUUAACGAAAAGAUAAAGGUCGGUUUCUCGGAAUUUAUGCUUCCUUCUAAUAGACAUGUCAUCUUUAAAAUCACACAGCUUUGCCUUCUUUUUUCUCUGCAGUAUUGCAUCUGAAACUGUGACUGAAACAUUAAACAAACAUUUUCAAAGUGGAUUUCCAAGAACAAAUGCUCAAAGGGCUCAAUUGAGUUAUAUAUUCCCCCGGGGAAACGAUCAAAACAGCUAUGAUGGAGAUGACUAUACUAAAAGUUUCCGUUUUCAAAACCCGCUUCCAUUUGGUUCAGUGACGUAUUCACGUCUAUAUGUGUGUUCAAACGGUUUUAUAUCUACUUACUCCGAUACAACGUACACUCCCAAGAACUACUCUCACCUGGAAUUGGCACCCUACUGGACAGAUUUGGUCCAGGAACGCCGAAACGGUUCUGCAAUGUAUGUUACUAUGUAUAUGCGCUCUGUUGCAGACGACACCGAUACUCUGCAGAAGGCAACAAACCUGGUCCUCCUGCACUCCAACAAUCCUCAUUUCACAGCUAAGGAAAUGCUGGUCGUCACGUGGUGGAAUUCGAAUUUUUACAGUAGCAGGACAAGUCUCGAUCGUGUAACCAUUCAGUGCGUCGUCAUGACGGAUUACAUUACGUCAUAUGCUCUAUUUAACUAUAUCAACGUCAACGUGGGUUCUCAAAGCCACAGCGUGUAUACUGGUUGGAGUUCUGAUAUAAAACACGUGACUAUGCAGUAUUCCUUUACCACUGAUGCUUUCAAACUGAGUAAUUUCCAGGGAAAUGCGGGCGAAAAUGGCAUUUGGUUUUACGAAAUAGCCGGAAAUGGAUACGAAGGCUGUCGUUCAGACCCCUGUGGGUCGAGAGGGACUUGCUCCGCUAAGUAUGGAGAUUACACGUGCACGUGUCAUGCGGGCUACAAUGGUACUAAUUGCAGCACAGAUAUUGAUGAAUGCACAACAGAUAAUCCUUGUGUCCAUGGGUCCUGCCGCAACACCUUUGGGUCAUACAACUGUGUUUGUCAACAAGGAUGGAGAGGGGAAAAUUGUGACCAAGAUGUCGAUGAAUGUUCUAGUCACCUGUGUAAUCACGGUGCAUGUACAAAUACCCAAGGUUCAUUCACGUGCUCGUGUUCCAGUGGCUGGUCAGGUUCGCGGUGUCAUCAAGAUAUAGACGAAUGUCAAUCCUCUCCUUGUGUCCAUGGCCGCUGUAUCAACACAGCUGGAUCAUACCACUGUAACUGUCAGCAGGGAUACACAGCUAAUCAUUGUGAAACAGAUACGAAUGAAUGCACGGUAUACUCGCCAGCGUGUUACAAUGGUGGUUCAUGCACUAAUUUGAUUGGUUCCUUCCGUUGCAAUUGUCCGGUGGGAUGGUCUGCGGAUCGCUGUGAUCAAGAUGUGAAUGAAUGCAGUGCCUCCACUAACUCGUGUGGUAAUGGUGGAAAUUGUACAAACACGCACGGCUCUUUUAGUUGUUCAUGCACACAGGGGUGGACCGGACCAUUGUGUGAAAAUGAUGUUGAUGAAUGCUCAACUUUGUCAAAUCCUUGUCAUCAUGGUGGUCGCUGUAUCAACACUGUCGGAUCUUUUACAUGUUCGUGUUCAUCGGGAUGGACAGGUUCAACAUGCUCACAAGACGUUGAUGAAUGUACUACUGGAAUGAACCCCUGUAAGAACUCGGGGGCCUGUACGAAUACAGUGGGAUCAUUUCAAUGCGCCUGCGCUGCUGGCUGGAAUGGCACGAUAUGCGAUCGAGAUGUUGACGAAUGUUCCAAUAAACUCACUCCUUGCCAGAAUGGUGGGAACUGCACGAACAAUGUCGGCUCCUUCAAAUGUCAUUGUCCGUACGGAUGGACCGGAAAUACGUGUGACCAAGAUGUUGACGAAUGUACCAUCCACACUCCCUGCAUUAUGGGGCAAUGCAUCAACACUGCGGGGUCCUACCACUGUCAUUGCAACCCUGGCUUCACUUCUACACAUUGUAAUAUAGAUAUUGAUGAAUGUUUUCAACGUCCAUGCAAACAUGACGGAGUGUGUGUUAAUACGGUGUCUUCGUUUAUGUGCAAAUGUCGGGCCCCUUGGGUGGGAAAAGUUUGCGAUAUAGAUCCCAGUCCACUUGGUUGAAAGGCUUGCAAGAAAAAAGUACAAAUUGUUGUAGAUUUUAUUGCAGUAAAAAUCACUUAUCAAGAA
Molecule: messenger RNA, 2250 nt
Organism: Ostrea edulis (European flat oyster)
Lineage: Eukaryota; Metazoa; Mollusca; Bivalvia; Ostreida; Ostreidae
Product: fibropellin-1-like
Exons: 18
Coding region: 115-2184 (689 amino acids)
Biological process (GO): establishment or maintenance of epithelial cell apical/basal polarity; Notch signaling pathway; cell-matrix adhesion
Cellular component (GO): cell surface; plasma membrane; signaling receptor complex
Molecular function (GO): calcium ion binding
Source: RefSeq, a predicted model, not a curated record